Volvox carteri f. nagariensis is the source of this 306-nucleotide messenger RNA. RefSeq lists its product as uncharacterized. The transcript has a single exon. Lineage: Eukaryota; Viridiplantae; Chlorophyta; Chlorophyceae; Chlamydomonadales; Volvocaceae. The record is from RefSeq and is a predicted model, not a curated record. The annotation marks the transcript as partial.
CAUAUUGCAUAUUGCAUAUCGCAUAUUGCAUAUUGCAUAUCGCAUAUUGCAUAUUGCAUAUCGCAUAUUGCAUAUUGCAUAUUGCAUAUCGCAUAUUGCAUAUCGCAUAUCGCAUAUUGCGUAUCGCAUAUCGCAUAUCGCAUAUUGCAUAUCGCAUAUCGCAUAUUGCAUAUCGCAUAUCGCAUAUUGCAUAUUGCAUAUUGCAUAUUGCAUAUUGCAUAUUGCAUAUUGCAUAUUGCAUAUCGCAUAUCGCAUAUCGCAUAUUGCAUAUCGCACCCAUAUCGCUGCAUAUGGCAUAUCGCAUAU